AUGAAUGCAGAACUACCUGAUUCUUCUGACACCAUGGAUCCUAAUGAUUAUUUGAGACAAACAGGAUUUGCUGAUAUCAUGGGCACCGAAACAGAGAAGCAUUAUGCUAUCGAGACAAACUUUAGUCAAGAUUGGAGAGAAUCAGGACAACAAAAUUUACCUUUUUCUGAUUUCCUUACUACAAGAGAAUAUGAAGAGAUACUAAGCGACAUGAGAAAAUUACCUGAUCAAGUGAAAAGCAUUCUUGCUCAUCAUAUUAUUCCAAAUCAAACUAAGAAGAGUGAUAUAAACAAGAUUCUUCCAUCAAUAAUAUCGUCUAUGUAUAGUCUUGUUGCAUCUGGAUUGAAUGUCAAAUCAAUUGAUAGUACUAAUAGUGCCUCUGUUCAGCUUGAAAAGAAUAUUUUUAUGUACUUGAAAAAAAUAACGUUAUUCGGUGAUAAAAUGGAGAAAUUAGAAAAAAUAAUAGAUCAAAUGAAUCUAAUAGAUCAUAUGAAACGAGAGCUUAAAAAUACAAGAAAUUCACUCUUAGAAUGGGUUUCUAUCUAUAUGCCAACAGAAGAGGACUGGAGAUUAUUACCGACCUAA
Strongyloides ratti is the source of this 585-nucleotide messenger RNA. RefSeq lists its product as hypothetical. Lineage: Eukaryota; Metazoa; Nematoda; Chromadorea; Rhabditida; Strongyloididae. The coding region runs from base 1 to 585 and encodes 194 amino acids. The record is from RefSeq and is a predicted model, not a curated record. The transcript has a single exon.